AUGGCUGAUGCCAACCAGCACCCUUUGUGGUGCAAGCACUGUGAAGUGGAAGGACACUUGAUCACCCACUGUCAUGUUCUUUACCAAGACCUGACCAACUUCGAUACGGCUGUUCGAAUGUCCCAAGGCCCAGGCGCUGAUCGCAAGACAGCCUAUCCUAUUGCCCGCUGGGGCCGGGGAAAGAAGAAUAAAGUUUACGGCCCUGCUGUAUUCGGUGCUGCGCAAGGUGUCCCUGGUCAGGGUAUCGACUACCCAACAAUCCCUCCCAUUGCUCUGGACCCAUUGGAGGCCUAUGCUGCGUUGAACUACCUGCAUCAACAAUGGAUGUAUUGGUUGCAGUGCCGUGCUGCAUGGUAUGGAUACUAG
Molecule: messenger RNA, 366 nt
Organism: Penicillium verrucosum
Lineage: Eukaryota; Fungi; Ascomycota; Eurotiomycetes; Eurotiales; Aspergillaceae
Exons: 4
Coding region: 1-366 (121 amino acids)
Source: RefSeq, a predicted model, not a curated record